Messenger RNA from Chilo suppressalis (striped riceborer), 1755 nucleotides. NCBI's taxonomy places the organism in Eukaryota, Metazoa, Arthropoda, Insecta, Lepidoptera, Crambidae. The record is from the annotation of a GenBank genome assembly.
ACUUUGGGGCUAGGCUAAUUGGUAUGAGCGAGAGAAAUAUUUAUUAAUUUAAUUGUUCACAAAAAAAAAAAGAAAGAACUUAUCGUAGAGAAUAAACAGGAUGGACAAUCUAUAUUUAUCUAGCUUAGACUAAAACACAACUGCUAAUGAGAAAAUCAGCCAGUUCGUAGGUAUCACUCUCGUGACUAUAUCGUACAUAUUUUUCACGCUUGAUUUAUUCAAAUGCAUUAAAAUAAUAAUAAGUAAUAAUAAUAAUUUUGUUUCGAGUCUAACCACUAUGGAAAAUUUACCAAACAACCCAUUGAUAGAGUUUCAUGCGGACACAUUGCAUGCUGUCAGGAAAAUUUAUAAUUUGGAUCAGCCGGGAGCUAUAAAUGAGGCCAUCGAUACUUUUGAGGCUUGGAUUCAAAAACAAAACCAUUUCACUAAAAAGGAUUUUGACCGAGAUUAUUUAGAGAGGACAAUCAUAAGGUCAAAAGGAUCAGUUGAACGUGCGAAAGAACAUCUCGAUAAGACCUGUACAUCAAGAACACUCGUACCACACUUCUUCCUAAAAUGCGACGUCAGAGACCCUAUUAUAGCAAAUGCAGUAGAGGCGUUUAUGCCAAAACUGACGGAUGACUACUACCGCGUUUACAUGGCAUACAAUUCGAUACAAGAAUACACUUCGGAACUUUUCACUGCCUUUUAUAAACGAUGGGCUUAUAGAAUGGAAUACAUCUGUGCCCAUGAUUACGCAUGCGGCCUAAUUAUGGUGUUAGAUUUUCGAAACACAAACCUUUUGGAGUUUGUUAAACAUAUGCAUAUUGGUGAUUUCGCGCACGCUUUUAAUCUAGUACUGGGUGGUUAUGGUUUCAGAUUAAAAGGUUUGUACUUAAUGACAUCUUCAAAGUUUGUUGAUUCGUUUGUGUCUAUAUUGAAACAAGUACUGAGUGCAAAAAUCGGCCAACGUAUUCGUGUCAUGCAUCACGUGGAAGAUUUGUACGAAUAUAUCGACAAGAAGCUUUUACCAAAAGAGUAUGGUGGUGAGGAAUUAUCCUUAAAGGAACAGCAUGAAAAAUGGUUGAAUGUAUUAGGCUCAGAGGAUUAUGACAAAUAUUUGACAAACAUCUAUGAGGCCAAAACCAUUGAGAAGCUCAGACUCAAAGAUGGCUCAGCAGAUGAUCAGUUGGGAAUUGCUGGAACAUUUAGAACAUUGAAAGUGGACUGAAUAUUUUUCUUUCGUGUUUAUUGCGUGAACCUUAUUGUAAUUAUUUUAGUUAAUGCAUGUCGUUGCCGUUGCAACAUUAUGCUAAGGUGGGGCGUUAUAGUCGAUAUACUUCUGUCUCGUGUUUAUGUAGAAACCUUAUUGCAACUUUGUUAAUUAAUGUAUGACGUUAGUAAAUGUUUUGCUUUCUUUCUUUUUCUCGAUGGUACUUUGUUUCAAACUUCUUGAUUGUAAUUUAAAAAAGUCAUGUUUUAAACUUGUGUAACUUAUUGUAUCUCUAUUGACAUCAAACAGUUAAUGAAGCUGAAUUAAGCUUAUACUAUGUAACUGGCUCUAAAAAUAUAAAUAGCAGAGAAAUUUUAUUUGCAACUCCACCAGUUAAUAGUACUAGUGCAAUACUUAGAUUAUUUUUAAAAUUAUGAAUUAUUAUUAGUUGUAGCUUAAGAGGUUAAAAAAUAGAUUUUUUUUAAUGACAUAUAUCAUGGAGAUGGGGCAAAUAAUUACAAUUGUUAUUAACUAAGUAUAAGAAAUACACUAAAAGUUUGGUC